AUGCCUCUCGGUUUCUUGAGGAAGAAACGGACGAGGGAUAGCAAGGAGGGCAUAUCUAGUGCUCCGACGAGCCCUGUGACACCCACCGCCAAAUCGAGGUUCAGCCAGUCUGCCGCCGUCACUUCCUCACCCGUUGCUGCUGCUGCCUCUCAGUCCGUCCCGCGCUCCUCGGCAGCUUCCACUCAACAGUCGAGCGGAGCCUCCGACACGGCUGCCGAGCAGCAGCAGAACAAGCCCAUGAAUACCCUUCCGGUCCCACAGUCCGCCUAUCAGGCGGUAUCACACACUCCGUCUCCCGGAACAGAUCCCCAGGCAAACCUCCCGCGCAUUGCAAACCUGAUUAAUCCCCCUCAGCAUGACAUUCCUGCCACUUACCAGCAGCAGCAAGGUGUCCAGUAUGUUCAACAUGUCCAACAGCCCGCGACCGCUGGAGGCGUUGUGUCCGCCCAGGAACAGAAGAAAGGAGAGCAGCAGCAGCAGCAGCAGCACUAUCAUUAUCAACAACAACAGCAGCAGCAGCAACCAUAUCAUCAACAACAGCAACUACAGUCUCAGCAAGGACAGCUACUCCCUCAGGAAGGGCAGGCACGCGUAACAAAGGGGAAAUACUCUCUCAAUGAUUUCGACAUUCUCAGAACCCUGGGGACUGGCAGUUUCGGUCGUGUUCAUCUGGUGCAGUCACGGCAUAACCAUCGUUUCUAUGCUAUCAAGGUUCUCAAGAAGGCACAGGUGGUGAAGAUGAAGCAAGUUGAACACACAAACGACGAGAGACGCAUGCUUAGUGAAGUGAAGCACCCUUUCCUGAUCACCCUCUGGGGUACGUUUCAGGAUGCCAAGAAUUUGUACAUGCGUUUUCCUAAUCCUGUCGCCAAGUUUUAUGCCGCCGAGGUGACUUUGGCGCUCGAGUACCUUCACUCGCGCAAUAUUAUAUACCGCGAUUUGAAGCCGGAGAACCUGCUGCUAGAUCGACAUGGCCAUCUCAAAAUUACAGAUUUUGGGUUUGCCAAGCGCGUCCCGGACAAGACAUGGACUCUCUGCGGUACCCCUGACUAUCUCGCCCCUGAGGUCGUUUCCAACAAGGGAUACAACAAAUCUGUUGACUGGUGGUCACUAGGUAUUCUGAUCUACGAAAUGCUUUGUGGUUACACGCCUUUCUGGGACAGUGGGUCACCUAUGAAGAUAUACGAAAAUAUUUUGCGCGGCAAAGUCAAGUACCCAUCCUACCUGCACCCGGACGCUCAGAACCUGCUCGAGCGCCUGAUCACAGCAGACCUAACCAAGCGCUUGGGCAAUCUGUAUGGGGGUUCUCAGGACGUGAAAAAUCACCCUUGGUUUGCCGAGGUUACAUGGGACAGGCUUGCUCGCAAGGACAUCGAUGCCCCGUACUGUCCUCCAAUUAAGGCUGGCAUGGGCGACGCCAGCCAAUUUGACCGUUAUCCAGAGGAGACAGAGGCAUAUGGCCAGACCGGCCAUGAUGAAUAUGGCUACCUUUUCCCCGAUUUCUAA
This is a messenger RNA of Thermochaetoides thermophila DSM 1495, 1506 nucleotides long. RefSeq names its product camp-dependent protein kinase catalytic subunit-like protein. The record is from RefSeq and is a predicted model, not a curated record. Gene Ontology annotation, biological process: peptidyl-serine phosphorylation. The transcript is spliced from 4 exons. The coding region runs from base 1 to 1506 and encodes 501 amino acids. Gene Ontology annotation, cellular component: nucleus; cAMP-dependent protein kinase complex. NCBI's taxonomy places the organism in Eukaryota, Fungi, Ascomycota, Sordariomycetes, Sordariales, Chaetomiaceae. Gene Ontology annotation, molecular function: ATP binding; cAMP-dependent protein kinase activity.